Messenger RNA from Rhizoctonia solani, 1617 nucleotides. Its product is annotated as GTPase. Lineage: Eukaryota; Fungi; Basidiomycota; Agaricomycetes; Cantharellales; Ceratobasidiaceae. Gene Ontology annotation, molecular function: GTP binding; GTPase activity. Bases 1 to 1617 code for a protein of 538 amino acids. The transcript has 5 exons. The record is from RefSeq and is a predicted model, not a curated record. Gene Ontology annotation, cellular component: mitochondrion.
AUGCUUGCUAUCAGACCGCGUUUUACCCUGUCUCGACUGGGAAUCUGCACUCGACACACAUUAAGACACCACUCCCGCUUUAGCAAACUGGCCAAGCGAAAACGCAAGGCCGAGUGGAAACGGAGGCAAUCGGGGAACUUUCUAGACCAUGUCAUAAUCCAAGCGCGAGGAGGUACCCCUAACCCGGGGAACUUUCUAGACCAUGUCAUAAUCCAAGCGCGAGGAGGUAAAGGCGGAGAUGGCUGCGUAGCCUUUCAUCGCGAAAAGUUCAAACCGUUUGGUCCUCCGUCGGUGGAAUGGCGCGCGAGGCGGAGACGUGUACAUUCUUCCCACACCAAACCUUACUUCCCUUGCGAGCGUGACGAGGAGGGCACGAGCGGGCGCGGGAUCCCACGGGCAAGGAGAGUGGAAACACGGGCGCAGGGGGGAAGAUUUAAUCAUUCGUGUUCCGCUCGGCACGGUCGUUCGCGAACUCACGGACAGCCGAAAGCCAAAGAUCCAUGGGAGUCAGAAGAAGAGAGUCUACAGGGUUUGGAUGAGGAAGAAGCAGAACUCAAACGACUUGAUAGGCGAUGGGUCCCACUACCUAUGCACGAAGAGUCCAAUAUCGACAGAGAGGACUUUAAAGCUGCCCAAAAGGCCAUUGAGAGAGAAGAACGUGCGCAAAGACGUGAAUAUCUUGCGAAUGUCCGAGAACCUAUGCACCUCGACCUUACCCAUCCAAUGGCAUCUUCCUUGGCCGCAUCGCAGCCGUGCUACGACCGCCACAUCGAUCCUGAAAAGGGCUAUCUGGUCGCAUCGGGCGGUGCAGGGGUACGGCAACCCAUACUUUCUCUCCUCGACCAACCGGUCUCCAAAGUAUGCUACGCGUGGAAACGAAGGCGAACGAGUGGCGCUAGAACUCGUGGAUCGCGAAGUACCGAGCCAGUACUGGAUACAUCUGAGUCCUCUCACCACCUCUCGUCGUCCUCGUCGACACACAAGAUCAAAUCGCUCAACGGUCUACAUACGGAACAGACCCGAUUCACAAUCGCAGACAACCCGGGCCUCAUCGAGCGCGCAUCCGAAAACGUCGGCCUCGGCCACUCGUUUUUGAAAUCCAUCGAGCGAUCGCUUGUCCUCGUAUAUGUGCUUGACUUUUCAGCCCCGGAGCCAUGGACCGAUUUACGAGUCCUGCACGACGAGCUCGAGAUGUACCAACCUGGGCUACCGAGCCGCGCACGGCUCGUGAUCGCGAACAAGGCUGAUCUUUUACCAAGCGCGACAGAUGCCGAGGUUCAUGCCGCUUGGAACAAGUUGCGAAGACUUCAGGACGAGGUGGAUGCGCUCGCGUGGGACGAUGGUGGGCAAACGGGCCCGAUCGAGGUCUUGGCGAUUUCGGGCAAGUUUAAGCAGAAUUUGUCUAGGGUUGUGCAAAGAUGGUGGAUCAUGUUCGGCUUGCUCGUGUACGUUUGGAGAAUGAACAAAAGCGAGAAAUGGACGAGAUUGAUUGGUAGCGUUUAUGCAUGUAAUUGUAUCUAUUAUCUAUGCUACGACCGUCUUGGACACGCUUGCUCCCUUCCACGAGAGAAUGCGUUCCAUGGGAUACUGACAGCGUUGACGGCCAGCAGCCGGUGA